This is a messenger RNA of Cydia fagiglandana, 1601 nucleotides long. It is a transcript of the gene strat, whose product is annotated as guanine nucleotide exchange factor MSS4 homolog. The transcript has 2 exons. The record is from RefSeq and is a predicted model, not a curated record. Gene Ontology annotation, biological process: post-Golgi vesicle-mediated transport; small GTPase-mediated signal transduction. Bases 130 to 492 code for a protein of 120 amino acids. Gene Ontology annotation, molecular function: guanyl-nucleotide exchange factor activity; zinc ion binding. NCBI's taxonomy places the organism in Eukaryota, Metazoa, Arthropoda, Insecta, Lepidoptera, Tortricidae. Gene Ontology annotation, cellular component: cytosol; membrane.
CUCUCAAGUUCACGUCGAAGUGUGUCGUACCGGUUGGGAAUUAUUACAAUAACUAAUUUAUUUGCAUAAAACUUUUGAACAAGGCCAAAUUGUAAUUGCACUGCUAUUUCGACACAUAAAUCCCUUAACAUGGCUGACGUAGAAAACAAGGAAGAUCUCGUUGAAGACGGAAAAAACAAAAUGAAUGUUAAAUGCAAAUUCUGCAGUUCUAAAAUUCUAGACAAGAAAUCUGCGAAUUAUAUCACGCAAGAGAUGGCUCUGCCUCUAAUGCAGCAAGACAACAACCGUAAGGAGGGUGAGAUACAGAACGAAACAGUGAACGAGUUCUAUCACGUAGAAAACAUGUAUACAUUCGAAAAUAUUGGUUUUACACACACCGUUGACAACUACAAAUACCUGAGCUGCGCAGACUGCGACGCUGGGCCGGUGGGCUACUAUGACAUGAAUACUAAGCAUAGCUACGUGGCGUUGUCAAGAAUUGUACAUUCCUAGAUAGUUCUUUAUUUAGAUUAGACGCUAAUAUUAUUAAAAUCUUGAAAUUGAUAUGGAGAGGAUAUCAAAAGUAUGCUUGUGAUUGGAGCUUGUACAUAUGUUACCAAGGAUUAUUUUUUCCAUGGCCACAUUCUUUUAUUGAACAAGCGACUAGAUUACCUACUUAAGUGGGACUUAUGGUGACCAGAAAAAUUGGAGAUAAAAUAUUAACUCUAUAAACUAAUAUAAAAUAAUACUCUACAAUAAAUACUAACUAUUUAAAGAGUUCAUAUUUACAAGCAGUCAAAUUUUAAAAACAAUUUAAAUAAAAUUGCAAAGAUUUUUGCCAUACCUGCAUUAUAUUAUGUUGGACAUCCAAUUAACCCCAAAAAUAUGUCAUAGCUUAUGAAUAUGAAUAUAAAACAAUAGCAAUGGUAUUUUAUUUAUUUAAGCCUUUAUUUUUCCUUAAAUAGUAUUUAAUUAUGAUGUUAUUUUGCUAUAUUAAGGACCCCUUAGGGGUAUAGGCCUCCUCCAAAUCUUUCCACCUUUUUCGGUCUUUUGCCGUGAUCAGCCAAUUUUCUCCGGCUGUGGCUAUGAUGUCCUUGGACCAUCUUGUUAUGGGUUUUCCCGCCUUCCUUUUGCCAUGGGGUCCUGGCCACUUUGUGACUUUGUUGGUCCAUCUGUCAUCUGUCAAUAGCAAUGGUACCAUACAGAUACUCUAUGCCAUUUUAUUUUCUUUUUAAAAUGUAGAACUUUUUGAAGCCAAAUCAUUGCAACAGUCCUGAGAUGUCAAGGCAAAUAUUUCCUGCCACCUUUAGGAUUCAUUUAUAUGGUGCGAGAACUCGCAUGCGAUUUUCAUUACACCGCAUUAUUUGAUCAGUCAGCUUAACGGUUCGCAAUGUAACUAAAAUCGCAUGCGAGUUCGCUAGUUGUCUAAAUAAGCCCUUAUUAUUCAUUUACACUAGUCUUAUCAAAUAUUUACUAUUGCUUUCCAAUUUGCUUAUAUAAGUUCAACAAUUAUUAAUAGCUAGGUUAUGAACUGCUUUGUAUGGAGCACGAUUUGAGCUUAUUGCUUACUGAUCAAUAUAAUUUUUGUAUGUUUUUCUGUAUGUAAAUAUACUUUUAUGCAU